CUAUUAUGGUAUGGAGUCGCUCACAUAAACUUCCGGUAGGGUGUGAGCCUGACGCGAAGACCAGGGUUUCUUAAACAAAUCUAUUUUCUUUUUCAUUCCACUUUUCUAAAAGAAAAAUGUCCAAGUCUUUGAAGAAGAUUGUGGAGGAGAGUCGGGACAAGAACCUUCCAGAGGUUGAGAUGUGUGAUAGAGGCAUUACGAACAUGCUGGAUAUCCCAGGACUGUUCACCCUUUCCAACAUCACUCAGCUGGUUCUCAGCCACAACAAGCUCACAGUGGUGCCUGCUAACAUCUCUGAGCUGAAAAACCUGGAGGUUCUAAACAUGUUCAACAACCAGAUUGAAGAGCUGCCAACUCAAAUCAGCAGUCUUCAGAAGCUCAAACACCUCAACCUCGGUAUGAACCGUCUGAGCAGCUUGCCCAGAGGAUUUGGUUCGUUGCCAGCUCUGGAAGUAUUGGACCUCACCUACAACAACCUCAGCCAGAACUCCCUGCCUGGAAACUUCUUUUACCUCACCACUCUUCGUGCUCUCUAUCUGAGUGACAAUGACUUCGAAGUCCUGCCUGCUGAUGUUGGGAAGCUGACCAAACUGCAAAUAUUGAGUCUGAGGGAUAAUGAUCUGAUUUCGUUGCCUAAGGAGAUCGGGGAGUUGGCUCAACUCAAAGAGCUUCACAUCCAGGGCAACAGACUGACUGUUCUGCCCCCUGAGCUUGGUAAUCUGGAUCUGACUGGUCCUAAGCAGGUGUUUAAAGCGGAGAAUAAUCCCUGGGUCACUCCAAUUGCAGACCAGUUCCAACUGGGUGUCUCCCAUGUUUUUGAAUAUGUUCGCUCAGAGACCUACAAGUAUCUCUACGGCAGACACAUGCAGGCCAACCCAGAACCUCCGAAAAAAAGCAAUGAUAAGAGUAAGAAGAUCAGCCGCAAACCACUGGCCGCCAAGAACAAAUGAAGAAAAGACAGAGGAUGGAGAUGAAUGCUUGCUCAACCAGCUUAACUCACUGCAUGUGCCUUUUUAAUUUUCUCAUUUUUGUUUAUAAAAUUACAUGUUACAUUUUGUAACAUGGAAAUGUAUUUUAUGUUUCUACAUACUGUAUAUUGUGUUAAAUGUUGUUUGGACUGUAUUCCACUGUGUGUGAGUCUAAGAUGGAUGUUUUUUUUCUAUUCUUCAAAUGUGUCUCAGUGAUGGUGCUACUUACUUAGAGCAAUUGGACAUAGAGAUGGCUAUUGGUAACACCUGCAUAACUACCAGAUUAGAGUUCAAUUUUAUUACAUUAUAAUACAAUUUUAGAAUAUUUUAGAUUGUUUUUGUAGAAAAGAAAAGACAUUAUGCAUUAUGCUGGUGGCCCCAGAUGGCAAAUGGAUGUACUGUAAUUUGAAAUAUUGAGGACAUCAGUAUCAAGAAAUUCUGCAGGGCGACACUAUUAAACCGCUAUGAUACCAAAGGCAAACAUCAGAUAGAGGUGAAGAACUGACACUCACAGAUGUUUAAGAGACAACUUGUGGAAGAGUUAAGAUGGACAGCGUUUUACUUCGCUGUUGUUGUCCACUUUGCCAUUAAAUAUUAAUCCAGCCUCCAAAAAUAUUCAGCUCCCUAAUGACAAACACCUGAUGUCCACUGCAUGCACCUAGAAACACACACACUUACUCCCUCUCCUCUCUCUCUUGUUAUUUAACUAACAAAAAUAGUUUUGCAGUAUAUGUUAAUACUAACAUGCAAAUAUAGCAGAACUGAGAAAAGAGCUGCAAGUGAGACGAUGUGGUCACAUACCAGUUAGAGCGGCAUUAGAUCAUUUCUAGCAGCUGCAAUGGAGCUGGAACACACCUCAUCUGUGUCUGGUGGACACUGCAUUGUCAUAGGACAGCAGUGUUCUAUGACAAUGCAGGGAGUUUUUGUUUGCCGUUGACGCCAAGUACUUGCUCAUGGGGGAAUGUUGGGUCUCUGUAUGUUAAAGAGUACUAUCUAGACCUGCUCUACAUGAAAAGUGCCCUGAGAUAAUAGCUGCUGUGAUUUAGCGCUAUACAAAUAAAAUUGACUUGAUUUGUUCUUCACCGUGAAACAAACUGGAGUCUUCGGAACAACUAUUUCAAAACAGUAUUUCUAUUGUCUCUAAGAGUGAGGAAGCAGCAUCAGUGACACCUGCCAAUAACUGUGUUCAUUCCACUGAUCUCUGAGAGCAGACUCACUUCAAUCAUUCUUGUUUUCUGAUGUUUGAAUCUAACUGUACCUUCAAUUCCACAUUCUCUCCAUUAAGUUAUUUUUACAAGCCUUACCGAGUGCCCAUCACAUUUCGGUCUUUUGCAAAAAUGAAUUAAUUUAAUCCAUUUUCAAAAAUGAAUCAUGCUUUUAACAUAUAUUGAAAGUUUGUUAUGCUCCCUGUAAUUAAUAUUUCAAAUAAAAUAAUCACAAUGUCUUCUCUCAAAUCGUUCAUCAGAUAAACAUAUGGCACAGUACAAGCCGUAAGGAUUGUAAGUUGUGGCUGUGCUAUAGUCAUGUUUGGAGUUUGAAUAUAUUGUACUGUUAGAAUUCUCCAUUAUCAUUUUGAACUGUAGAGUUUUGUUCCUUUUCUUUUUUUACUUUGUUUCACCAGCUGAGUUCAGUACCAACACUAUGGACAACACUGCGAUGCCUGGAAACAGGCGUUUGUAAUCCCUUACAAAACUAGUGCAGAACGGUUCAUAAAGGUUAAGAAUUAAAUUUGAAAAACAUGUCUACAGCUAGCCAACUGUUAGUCUUAUGAAAACAAAUCAAAGACAGACUGUGGUCUGGAUUAAUGCUUCUAAGUGUUACUGUCAGGAACACAGACAACAGUCAGACAAACUCUACCAGGCUUUCAUAAAUUCAACAGACAGAAUAGUUUUCAGGUACUGUAGGCUCUAGGUAGAGUAUAUUGGAAGAAAAAUAUCUCACAAUGCUUGAAAUGAAUUUAGAAAGCUCACAAUGACACUAAUGUAGACAUCGUGAUGAAAAACUAAUUAAUGCUGCCUAGCAGUGAGUCAGUGGUACAGAUUUGAUAGUGGUACCUCACUACUGAUAUCCCUCUGCCAUGUAAACAGUACAUGGUAGAUGUAACUACACUCUGUUAACCUAAAGCCUUGCAUUAAACAGUUACAAGGAUAAAUGUUCACUGAUUAUACCCUACAUUACAGACCCUUGACCCAUUUGUGUGAUUUGAAGGAACAUGUACAUUUUGUGGGGCAGUGGCUCAAGAUAUUUUAGUAAGGAUGUAAACAUACUUCCAGAAAGUACAAUUUAUUACACCUGAACCUAGCAAAGAUUUACCAGGUAGACGUUACUAUGAGGCUAUGUGUAAUUGUUGUAUAAGGCAAAAAUGUAUACCUAUCAGCAGUGCAACUAUAUGCAAAAUGAUGCUAUUUUAAUGACAUUUAUUGCUUAGAUGCCUUCAUUAUUAAUAUUAGAUUAUAACUGCUACUGAUGCCAUAACUCAGACACAAACAAAUAAAAUACUUUGCUAAAGAUG
This is a messenger RNA of Thunnus maccoyii (southern bluefin tuna), 3480 nucleotides long. It is a transcript of the gene rsu1, whose product is annotated as Ras suppressor protein 1. Bases 117 to 950 code for a protein of 277 amino acids. Gene Ontology annotation, molecular function: protein binding. The transcript is spliced from 9 exons. NCBI's taxonomy places the organism in Eukaryota, Metazoa, Chordata, Actinopteri, Scombriformes, Scombridae. The record is from RefSeq and is a predicted model, not a curated record.